ACCUUUCCGUCACAGGAGACCCUAAGAAUACUCAUCUGUCGUUCAUGGAAUCCACCCCUGAAUCUGACACACACCUUCCUCAAGGACAGUCCGGCAACCUGAAUAUCCUCAUUGGGCUCUCAGUAGCCGUCAUCUGCAUUGGCAUUUGCCUCUCUGCUUUUAUUGGUUACUGGUGUUCCGUAAAAUACCACACCCCCAUGGCAAACACAGAGCGCGUGGAAGGCCAACAGAUGGAUGAAGAGGACCCUGCGGCAGAAGCAGCACAGGCGAUGGUGUAUGCCCAGUUAAACCAGCACACCCUCUCUCAGAGAGGAGUCACUCCCACCCUCCCGUGUCCUGAGUACCUCUUGGAGGAACCCAGUAUCUACAUUGCCGUCCACCAAGCCUAGGUGGAGGCCACAGCUGCCCCCAGUCUUUGAGCGCAAGGGGCAUUCAUGCGCAAGGACCUGGAUCUUUUCCUAGGAGGAUUUUUUUCCAUGGACAUUUCUCCUCCUUCUGGUACUAUCUUGACACCUCCAAGCUGGCAACAGCAGAGUCUGAAUGCCUGUGGGAUUAUCUCAGCACUGCUUCUCAGACAACUAGCCAUUCUAUGAUUCUAUUUUGAGCACCCAGCCAUUUAAGGUGAUUUGACUCUACCCGCCCACUCAUUCUGGACAUCUCACUAAUGUCACCUGACUUAUUCUGAAACUCUGCAGACAUGCUUCUAGAAAGCUGUUGCAUAUCCUCAGCCAGUUUAGUCUCUAAAUUACUCAGUAAGUCUAUUUUAAAAAAUUUUUGGACAUUUUUACUGCUUUUAUUGCAAUGUGAUUUUUUGGAUUAUGUUAUCAAAUGCUUUUAAAAAUUAUACUGUAAGUUCUGGGGUACAUGUGCAUAUCUUGCAGGAUUGUUGCAUAGGUA
Sapajus apella (tufted capuchin) is the source of this 897-nucleotide messenger RNA. RefSeq names its product killer cell immunoglobulin like receptor, two Ig domains and long cytoplasmic tail 1 (gene KIR2DL1). The record is from RefSeq and is a predicted model, not a curated record. The coding region runs from base 45 to 389 and encodes 114 amino acids. The transcript is spliced from 5 exons. Lineage: Eukaryota; Metazoa; Chordata; Mammalia; Primates; Cebidae.